AUGUCGUCCCAUGGCGGACAACAGAACUUCCCUUUCGGCUGUACGGCCUACACCUUUCCUAUCAAUCCCUCUACCUACUUUCCCUUCUUUGAAGAUUCAUUUGCUUACGUCUACUCCCCAGACCAACCUGAAAAUCUUCAUGGGAUUGGUUUACCCGAGUUUAUGACCCCAGGUCCUCCCCCAGGCCAACCUUUGCUCAAUGCACAUGAAAAUCAAGAUCUGGACAACUUCUUCCAGGGCUUUGAUCAGAAUGCUGCUGCCAACAAAGUCCUUACGCAUGCUCAAUACAAUCCCCGCACCGAUCAUGACCAGUUCUUUGACAUGCCGCCAACAUUCGUUGGCUCGGACACUGCGCUGGCACAGCGGUCUAUCAUCGACCAGCAUCAGCUAACAGGAGCUGGGUUUCCGUACGGUGAUGGCUUUUUGGGACAUGACAUGACCACGGUCUCACAGACAAAUCCGCUGGUCGGCGGAAUGCACGGCGUUUCAUACAAUGAUACUACAUUCCCAAAUCCCCUCAUGGCUCAACUGCAGUCAGCCGCAUCGAUGCAACCGGCCUACACCCAAGGAUGGCAACAGCCCUAUCCACCUCCGACUGCAGUCAGGAUACCACCAGCAGGCCGUCUAGACAUGUCUUUCGGCUCUGAUUCUCGGUUUCAACCUAGUGGCUAUGCUGCUCCUCAUAAUCCCAUGGAUCCUGACCUGCCGCAAGGACUACAGAUGAACAACCCCAUCGGCGAAUGGUUGGAGCCGGCAAGCGGAAGCACGACCCAGCCUAACACGCAGCCAAACACACAGCCGUCGAGUCCGACGUGGUCAAAGAAGAGAAAUUUUGAUGAUUUCAUCAGAGAUCAACCUCGCAAUGGCUUGAUUGCCUCGAUUCCACAAGCUAGCAUGGUGCAACCCGCUCCACCGCAAUCUGGUUCUCGGAGGAAGCGCUCUGUUGUCAAAAGCGAAACAAGAACUUCAAUAUCCCAGCCUCCAACACCGCUAUCCAGUAGCAAACCACAAACCCCCCUCAACGCCGGAAAUUCAGGAAUGGGCGAACAGGAGCCAGAUACCGACGUGGAAGCCGAAGGGGAGGACGAACACGACACUGCAGAACAGUCCAGAUCACCUUCCCCAGCACCUUGGCCCGCAUCGAAAGCUCGUCCACCUCGAAAUACAAAGGUUCCUCCACUUAAGCCCUCCCGAAAGAAGAAGGUGAAUGCAAGUGGAUCAACGCCAAUCAAACCCAAGUCAAAGGUCCAUCGUCCCAGUAUCACUUCUACCCGAGUGCCACUCAGUGUUGAGCAAAAGAAAGCCAAUCACACGAACUCGGAGCAACGACGUCGGGAUGCAACUGCCCGUGCUUACGCGGAAUUGUACGACUUGGUCCCAGAACUUGAAGAAAUGGGGAAGCAGAGUACCAUGAAGAAGCUAGAGGUUGUCGUGGCCAAAGUGCAGCGCGUAAAGGAACGGGUUGAGGAACUAAGGGCAAAGGUCGGACUGGACUCUGUGACUGGGAGGCCAGUCAGUGGUCCAGGUGGAGGAUCAGGGAUGCUCUUGUUCAGCGACGUUGUUGACUGGCACCAAUGA
This is a messenger RNA of Fonsecaea nubica, 1578 nucleotides long. RefSeq lists its product as hypothetical. NCBI's taxonomy places the organism in Eukaryota, Fungi, Ascomycota, Eurotiomycetes, Chaetothyriales, Herpotrichiellaceae. The transcript has a single exon. Gene Ontology annotation, molecular function: protein dimerization activity. Bases 1 to 1578 code for a protein of 525 amino acids. The record is from RefSeq and is a predicted model, not a curated record.